This is a messenger RNA of Hipposideros armiger (great roundleaf bat), 4162 nucleotides long. RefSeq names its product potassium inwardly rectifying channel subfamily J member 9 (gene KCNJ9). Lineage: Eukaryota; Metazoa; Chordata; Mammalia; Chiroptera; Hipposideridae. The record is from RefSeq and is a predicted model, not a curated record. Gene Ontology annotation, molecular function: G-protein activated inward rectifier potassium channel activity. Gene Ontology annotation, cellular component: plasma membrane. Gene Ontology annotation, biological process: potassium ion import across plasma membrane; regulation of monoatomic ion transmembrane transport. The transcript has 3 exons. The coding region runs from base 277 to 1458 and encodes 393 amino acids.
GGGAGCCUGGGAAGUGGGGAUGACACAGAUAGCGAGUCGUAGUCAGAGCUGCUGCCACAUUGAGGAGAAACAGCGGUGUCUGCGGCUCCCACCCUCCAUGAGGGCCAGGGGUGGGGGCAGUGUCAGGGGCAUGGCCGCUCCCCCCCAGGGCUCUUUGCUGCUGGCUGCUCUCCUCUCCGCACGCUUCCCUGCAGCAGCUGCGAGCACGCCGAGGCGCAGACCGAGGGGCGGCGGGCGGCGGCGGCGCUGACCCCGACCUCGCCGGGCGCCGCUGCCAUGGCGCAGGAGAACGCCGCCUCCGCCUCGGGCCGGGAGGAGCCGCCCCGGCGCCGCGGCCGCCAGCGCUACGUGGAGAAGGACGGCCGCUGCAACGUGCAGCAGGGCAACGUGCGCGAGACCUACCGCUACCUGACCGACCUGUUCACCACGCUGGUCGACCUGCAGUGGCGCCUCAGCCUGCUCUUCUUCGUGCUCGCCUACGCGCUCACCUGGCUCUUCUUCGGCGCCAUCUGGUGGCUCAUCGCCUACGGCCGCGGCGACCUGGAGCACCUGGAGGACACGGCCUGGACGCCCUGCGUCAACAACCUCAACGGCUUCGUGGCCGCCUUCCUCUUCUCCAUCGAGACGGAGACCACCAUCGGCUACGGGCACCGCGUCAUCACCGACCAGUGCCCCGAGGGCAUCGUGCUGCUGCUGCUGCAGGCCAUCCUGGGCUCCAUGGUGAACGCCUUCAUGGUGGGCUGCAUGUUCGUCAAGAUCUCGCAGCCCAACAAGCGCGCGGCCACGCUGGUCUUCUCCUCGCACGCCGUGGUGUCGCUGCGCGACGGCCGCCUCUGCCUCAUGUUCCGCGUGGGUGACCUGCGCUCGUCCCACAUCGUCGAGGCCUCCAUUCGCGCCAAGCUCAUCCGAUCGCGCCAGACGCUCGAGGGCGAGUUCAUCCCCCUGCACCAGACCGACCUCAGUGUGGGCUUCGACACGGGCGACGACCGCCUCUUCCUCGUCUCGCCGCUCGUCAUCAGCCACGAGAUCGACGCCGCCAGCCCCUUCUGGGAGGCGUCGCGCCGCGCCCUGGAGAGGGACGACUUCGAGAUCGUCGUCAUCCUCGAGGGCAUGGUGGAAGCCACGGGAAUGACAUGCCAAGCUCGGAGCUCCUACUUGGUGGAUGAGGUGCUGUGGGGCCACCGCUUCACAUCAGUGCUAACCCUGGAGGACGGUUUCUACGAGGUGGAUUAUGCCAGCUUCCACCAGACCUUUGAGGUGCCCACACCCUCGUGUAGUGCCCGGGAGCUGGCUGAGACAGCUGCCCGUCUUGACGCCCAUCUCUACUGGUCUAUCCCCAGCCGGCUGGAUGAGAAGGUGGAGGAGGAAGGGGUGGGGGAAGGGGCAGGGGGAGGGGCAGGGGCUGACAAGGGGCAGAAUGGCUGUUUGCCACCCCCAGAGGGUGAGUCCAAGGUGUGACCAGUUUCCUCCAGACCCAUGUGGCAGGGCCAGACCCAGGUACCUGGGGAGCUGGAUAUUGGAGGUGGAGAAGGAGGCAGGCGAGGUCCCUUGGAAUGCAUUAAGUCUGGAGAAGCCUCUCAGAAGUUUGAGUCCAGGAUCCAAUGCUGAAGGAAGGGAUCCUGAUUUCAGGAGGAUGGAGGGUCAGGAAUGGGUGAGCUUACCAGCCUGUCUGUGUUUGACCUUCACAUCUGUUCAUGGGUGGAUGGAUGGACAGAAGGAUGGACUUAUAUGGGUCGGAUGGAAAGGUGGAAGCAGAGAGAGAUAGCUGGUAGAUAGGUAAAUGGACCAAUAGACAGGUGAUAUACUCAGGGCUGCUACUAACCCAUAAAGCAUCUUUGUGCAAAUUGUAAAAAGGCACCCUUUUUCUCCAGACUGAUGUUACCGCAAACCAGCGUGAGUGGCUUUGGGAGCAGAGUUUGCGUUGUGUAUGGCACACCCUGUCUCACUGGACACAGUAGCCCCAGCUGACCCAGUGGAGAGAAAGCUGGAUGGAGGUGGGCAGAGAUAAAUAAGGAGGGUGCCCUCCCAGGCCCACCCUCACCACUGUGACAGGCUGAGUGGGAGGACCAAGACUAGGGGUGGAUCAGCAGGGUGUGAAUGACCUUGUCUCCUGAGCAGAGAAACAGAAAGUAGGAGUUGCCAAAGCUGGGUCCCUGGGAAAAGAGAGCUCUUUUCUGACAGUGGAGCAAGAUUUCAUAAGUACCUCUGCAGAUGUAGGAAGGGAGAGAGAGAUUCUGAGGAGGAACAGGGCCAGGGAGAGAUGGAGAGAGUGAGUUCCCUAGACCUGAGACACGGGGGCCCUUAGGAAAGUAAAAUUAGUUUUGGGGCACAGUGAGAGGGAGUCAUGCAAAUUGUUCAUUGGGUACCCAUUGGGUACAGAACACUGAACCAGGCACAUGGGGGGUGAACAGUUCAAGACUGGUUUCCUGUCUUCAGAAUACAGUGCACAUGGGAGAAACAGAGAAAUAUGUCCAUGGAAACUGUUGCAAAUUAAGAACCUGAGCAGUCUCUCCAAGCAAGGGUAGGAGGGUUUGGUAAUCAGAAAGCUAAGGCUUGAACAAGGCACAGAGAAUGAGCUAAGCCUGAAGCUAUAGCAUCAGAGUCACCUGGAGGGCUUGUGGAAACACUGCUGGCCCCACUCCCAGACCUUCUGACUCAAUAGAUCUGGGGUGGAGACCAAAUAUUUGCAUUUCUAAUAAGUUCCCAGGCCAUGCUGAUACUGGAAUGGGGACUACAGUUUGAGAGCCACUGCUCUAAGCAAAGACCUGGGGGUUGUAUCAGGAGGCGGGGCAUACAAGCUGCGGAGUAGCUGAGAAGCUGAGGAUCCUUGGGGUGCAGACUGAAAUACUGGGUUGUCGGAAAAGUCAUGACAUACUUUUCUGUUUUUCGUUGCGAAAAUGUGUCAUGACUUUUCCGACAACCCAUAGAAAGAAUCAAGUCUAGUGUGUAAGUAAAGAGUGCCCUGAAACCCAGGCUUCUGGGCCCAGGGACUCACCUGUCAAUGGAAAUAGGGUAGUGGCAACUAGAGAUGACGUUUGGGGAAAAUAAGUAGGCAAGAGAGACAGGAGGCAGUAAGGAGACCUCGAGGGAAUUCCUGCAGAGGUGGUGGGGAGUUGGAAGAGGAAGUGGCAAAAGGGGGAAUCCCUUGUAGGUUCUUACUUUCACAGGAGCAUCUUUGCUACAAGAAUCUUGGCUGCAAACAUUUUCACCACAUAACUUAUUGGCUAUAAGGUAAUUUUACCAUAAAAAAGAACACAACAAAAUUAAAGAGUUUAUUGCAAAAUACAAAAUAUUUGAAUACAUUUAAAAAGUGUGUAGAUUCAUGGCAAUACUGCACAAAUAAUUUAUUUUAUUUUGUGGUUUGUACCUAAGCACUUGUGUUAAUUCUAUAGGAAAUGUGGGUUCAACUCUGCACCUUCAAAGAGGGCCCUCGGCCUCUCUCCUCCCAAUGUAGCGUGUUUCAAAAUAAGAAACCAAUUGUCGGGGCAUAUCAUCAUCAUCUGGAAGAAAUGCUAACUAUAUUAAGAUGAAUACCACCAUAUCUACUCAUCACUGUAGACAGUUAUGAGAACUAGCUAAAAUUUAUAGAAUGUAAAAUGAGUGUGAGAAUUUCAUCAACAGAGAAAUGAAACCAAAAUGACAAUUAGCUCAAAUAUAUUAAGUCCACUAAAGGUGGUUGAUUAGUCAAUGGAAAAAUUCAACCAAACACACACACACACAUGGCAUACACACCAGUUAUGUGGUGAAAAUGUUUGGGACAAAAAUUCUUGCAGCAAAGACGUCAACAGAAGACGCUAUAGUGAACAUACUGGACGUGCCCUUGUAGGACUUUGGAGACAGGAUUAAAUGUAGGAGAGAAUGUGAAAGAGAAGCAAGGCGUCUAACAUCUGGCUAUGUCUGUGGCCUGCCGUCUGCCCAGCUAGGACAGGAGUCCCUUCAGAUGCUGUUCCCAUGUCAUGUCCAACCCCUUUCCAGUCACCAGGGGCAGCCCCCCAGGAUGCUGAAGGGAGAUCAAUGGCAAGUUGAGAAGGGACAGAGGUGGAGGGGACCGGAGGCUGGCCUCCUGGGAGAAAAGUGUGUGCCCAGGCAGGCAUGCCCUCUGAUACCGGCUAUACCCCACUCCUGUCCUUUAAUAAAAGUCUGAGCCCCUUGGAGAAAAGCA